Cooperia oncophora is the source of this 801-nucleotide messenger RNA. Lineage: Eukaryota; Metazoa; Nematoda; Chromadorea; Rhabditida; Trichostrongylidae. The record is from the annotation of a GenBank genome assembly.
AUGAAGGAUUGGGUGAACACGAUGCGUGAAAGCAGCUCUCCCACUUUCUCUGGUCGUGCUGACCUGAAAUAUUUAACCUCUAAAAAUUAUGUGGCGUGGACAUCAAGAGUGAUUUUUCACAUCGAUUUGGAUUGUUUCUUCGUUUCUGUGGCCUUAAGAGAUCGACCGGAUUUGGUUGGCAAGCCUGUAGCAAUUACUCAUAGCAAGGGCGUUUCGGCGGGUUUCUCGGAAUUAGCCUCCGUGAGCUACGCUGCUCGUGACUGUGGUUUACGCAAUGGGAUGAUCGUACGCGAUGCUUUGAAACUCUGCCCGAAUCUGAUUUGCCUGCCAUACCUUUUUGACGAAUAUCGUUCUAUCUCCAAAGCUAUCUACACAAUAGUUGCACGGUACACGCUAGAAAUUAGAGCUGUCUCAUGUGAUGAGAUGUAUGUUGACUGCACAAAACUGUUUGACGAGCUGCAAAUUGCUGAUCCGGUUGCAUUUGCUGAGCAUCUCCGGGCCGAAGUGAGACGUGAAACCGGCUGUCCAGCUUCAGUUGGCAUAGGAAGAAGCACUCUGAUAGCUCGACUUGCGACGCGCUAUGCAAAACCAGAUGGUGUGCGUUACGUACCGGCCAGUGAUGCCUCCACCUUCAUUGCGAACGAAAAGGUCAAAAACUUGCCUGGACUAGGAUACCACACCUAUGAGAAGCUAAUCAAUGAGUUUGGUAUGAUGGAUAGGUGCAGUGACCUGCAGGCUGUACCACAGAGUGAAUUGGAGCGAGUGCUUGGAAAGAAAAACGGUGAUCAGGUGAUGGAGUAA